Molecule: messenger RNA, 1984 nt
Organism: Saccostrea cuccullata (small rock oyster)
Lineage: Eukaryota; Metazoa; Mollusca; Bivalvia; Ostreida; Ostreidae
Product: lysosome membrane protein 2-like
Exons: 14
Coding region: 80-1573 (497 amino acids)
Cellular component (GO): cytoplasm; membrane
Molecular function (GO): scavenger receptor activity
Source: RefSeq, a predicted model, not a curated record
UUCACUUUCACUUUUGAUUUCAAAAUGUAGAAUGUUAGAAACAGUGAGUGAGUGAGUGAGCACAGCUUCAGGCUGAGAGAUGGCGUGGUGUGUGAAGAAGAAGCUUCAGUACUGCUGCUGUGGGUUUGGUGUCCUGUUUGUAAUCGUGGGCGUGACUCUCAUUCCUAUCGUUGAUUACAUUGUCAGGAAAGAAAUUGAAAAAACAGUGAUCCUCAAAGAAGGAAACUUGCUGUACAACACAUGGAGAGACCUUCCUAUUCCUAUCUACAUGCAGUUCUACAUGUUUGACUUAACAAACCCUGAGGAAGUCAAGAGAGGAGCCAAGCCAGAUGUUGUAGAAAGGGGUCCAUACACUUACAUAGAGAAGAGAAUUAAAUAUGAUGUCAUCCACAACAGUAAUGGUACUGUCACUUACAAGCAGAACAGGACCUUCCACUUCGCUCCUGAAAUGUCUGUGGGACCAGAGAGUGACAGAUUUAUAUCCCCUAAUCCAGUAUUCUGGAGCCUGAUAACUGCCCUUAAGUGGGAGGAGCCUGUAAUAAGUAAGAUAAUCAGUUAUGUGACAGCUCUCACGGAGGAAGAUGUCUUCAUGAAUCGCACAGUCAAGGAAUUAUUGUGGGGUUACCAGGACCGUGCUCUACAUAUAGCUAAAGGCUUAGCUCCGGACUGGUUCUACACAGACAUAGCUGGCUAUUUUAUAAAUAAAAAUGCCACCAAUGAUGGAGUCUAUACAAUUUUCACAGGAGAGAAUGACAUAACUAAAUUAGGACACAUAGACCAGUAUAACGGAUCUAGGUACCUGACUUGUUGGUCAUCAAAGUGGGCUAACAUGAUAAAUGGCACAGAUGCAACUAUAAAUCCACCAUUUGCAAAGAAAUCACGGGUGUCAUAUGCAUUUGCUUCAGAUAUUUGCAGGUCCAUUGAAGGCAUUUAUGCCGAGGAGGUGACAGAUUCCCAUGGAUUCACACUGUGGAGAUAUACGGCCCCUGACUCGUAUGUAGCUAAUGCCACCGUCAACCCCGACAACAAAGGAUUCUGUACCCCUAACUGUCUGGACAAAGGCCUGAUUAAUGUCAGUAACUGUCAAACAAUUGACUUUUUCCACAUCCCUGUUGCUAUAUCCUUGCCACAUUUUUACCUUGGAGCUGAGAAAUACCAGAAGGCUGUUAUAGGAAUGAGACCAAAUAAAGAAGAACACCAGACUAUUAUUGAUGCAGAACCAAAUAUUGGUUGGGUGCUCAGAGCUGCUAAAAGAAUCCAAAUCAAUCUGUAUAUGCAGCCAAUAGAAGGCUUUGACACCACCAGUGGGAUCACUCCGGUUUUCUUACCUGUCUUGUGGCUAAAUGAGAGUGCCGUGAUAGAUGAGAAGAAUGCUAAGAUGCUACAGAACAUGUUAUUCACGCCCCUCAAGGUGGUGCAUGUGAUGGAGAUAGUCCUCAUAUCAGGUGGCUCCCUCCUAGUAGUGGUAUCCCUCAUUUACAUCAUUUGUAAGAGGCAAAAAAGAAAAUGGGCACAGAAGGACAUUAACAGUGAUACUAGUCACCUGAUUUCUAAUGGGUCCUCACAUACAUAGGUCACAAUGUCAUGCAAUUCCAGAGACACAGAACAGUGUAUCAAAGUUUGCUUGAUGCAAAAUCUUACAUUCCAAUACAUGUAUUUAUAAGCAUUGGAUUCUCUGCUGAGUUCCACAAUGUAUCUCAUUGCCAAAAUUGGAUUUAAAAGCUACUAUUUGUAUAGAAACAAAAGCACAAUAACAAGUCCAAACUGUAUCCAGAGCUGCCAACCCUUACGAUUUUGGCGUAAGGCAUACGAAAUCAGUGUCUAAAAUACGCCUUACGAUUUCUCUCUAUAUUCUUCCGAUUUCGGUUUUUCUCAUUCAAAGUUUAUAAUACCAGUAUUUUCAUAGCUGGCAGUCUAUAGUUUCUACUAUUAUAAUAUACUCAUAAUGCUUACAUCGCUUGCUUGUAUCAUCAUUUCGGUUUUA